UCCCUGCCUCCCCCCGGCCCUGCCUGGCCCGCCGGCGCCCUCCGAGCGAACUUCUUCCGCCAUGGAGCCCCCGGGGAUGGACUAUUUCUGCGCCCAGGUGCAACAGAAGGACGUGGGCCGCAGGCUGCAGGUCGGCCAGGAGCUGCUGGAGUACCUGGGCGACCCCGCCCGCUCCCCCGACGUGGAGCAGGACCAGCAGCGCCUCGACAAAGUGAUCGACGAGCUGGCGGCUUGGGUCAACUCCAGCAACUUUAAGGUGGCGUUACUGGGAUUAGAUGUUUUAGGUGCCUUUGUCCACAGACUAUCGGGACGCUUUAAAUCCUACAUAGGAACUGUUCUCCUGCCUUUGAUAGAUCGUAUGGGAGAUGCCAAAGAUCAAGUUCGAGAGCAAGCACAGAAUCUCAUAUUGAAGCUGAUGGAUGAGGCAGCACCGCCCAUGUACAUUUGGGAACGCCUUGCUGCUGGUUUUAAGCACAAGAAUUACCGAUCCCGAGAAGGAGUGUGUUUGUGUCUUAUUGCAACCUUAAACAUUUAUGGUGCCCAACCAUUAAGUCUCAGCAAGUUAGUACCACAUCUGUGUGCAGCAUUUGGUGACUCAAAUAGUCAGGUGAGAGAUGCUGCCAUACUAGCCAUUGUGGAGGUUUAUAGACAUGUGGGGGAGAAAGUACGACUAGAUCUUACAAAAAGGGGAAUUCCUCCUGGAAGGUUGCAAACAAUCUUUGCAAAAUUUGAUGAAGUGAGAGAUUCUGGAAAUAUGAUUUUAAGUAACAUCAGUGACAAAAGCUUCGAUGAUGAAGAGUCGGUGGAUGGAAAUAGGCCAUCGUCAGCUGCUUCAGCCUUCAAGAUUCCUGCACCUAAAAAGCCAGGAAAUCCUUCCAACAGUGCAAGGAAGCCGGGUUCUGCUGGUGGGCCGAAGGUUGGAGGUUCCUCUAAAGAAGGAGGAGCUGGAGCUGUGGAUGAAGAUGAUUUUAUUAAGGCAUUUACAGAUGUUCCUACUGUACAGAUCUAUUCGAGUCGAGAACUUGAAGAAACGUUGAACAAAAUCAGGGAAAUCCUCUCAGAUGACAAACAUGAUUGGGAUCAACGAACCAAUGCGCUCAAGAAAGUUCGGUCGUUGCUUGUUGCUGGAGCUGCACAGUAUGAUGGAUUUUUCCAGCACUUACGGUUGUUGGACGGUGCGUUUAAGCUGUCAGCCAAGGAUCUCAGAUCCCAGGUGGUUAGAGAAGCUUGUAUUACUGUAGCCCAUCUUUCAACUGUUUUGGGAAACAAGUUUGAUCAUGGCGCUGAAGCUAUCGUGCCUACUCUUUUUAAUCUGGUGCCCAACAGCGCCAAAGUGAUGGCAACUUCUGGGUGUGCAGCCAUUAGAUUCAUUAUUCGGCAUACCCAUGUGCCCCGACUCAUACCUUUAAUAACAAGCAACUGUACCUCAAAAUCGGUUGCCGUUAGAAGGCGCUCCUUUGAAUUUUUAGACCUGUUAUUACAAGAGUGGCAAACACAUUCUUUGGAAAGGCAUGCAGCUGUCUUAGUUGAAACAAUCAAGAAAGGCAUUCAUGAUGCUGAUGCAGAAGCAAGAGUGGAGGCAAGGAAGGCUUAUUUGGGUCUUAGAAAUCACUUUCCUAGUGAAGCAGAGACUCUGUACAAUUCCCUUGAGCCGCCUUAUCAAAGAAGCCUCCAGACGUACUUGAAGAAUUCUGGCAGUAUAGCAUCUCUCCCUCAGUCAGACAGGUCAUCUUCUAGCUCACAGGAGAGCCUCAACCGUCCUCUAUCUUCUAAAUGGUCUGCAGCCAGCCCAGCCAGCUUUGCAGGCAGAGUUUCGGGCAGCAGCAAGAGUGUUCCAAGCCCAGGAACUCUGCAAAGGUCUCGCAGUGACAUUGAUGUUAAUGCUGCUGCAGGGGCAAAGGCUCGCCAUGCUUCUGGACAGACAGCUGGAGCUGGGCGCUUGUCAGCAGCUGGUCUGCCUCCAGGAUCUUACGCUUCACUAGAGGAUACUUCUGACAAGAUGGAUGGAACAGCUUCUGAAGAUGGUCGUAUACGAACAAAGCUUUCAACACCUUCUGUUGGUAUUGGAAAUUCUAAAACAGAUUCCAGAGGACGGAGUAGAACCAAAGUGGUCUCUCAGUCUCAGCCUGGCAGUAGAUCUGGAUCUCCUGGAAGAGUUUUGACAACAACUACACUUUCCACUAUGAACACAGGGGUUCAGAGAGUGUUAGUGAACCCUGCAGCUGCACAGAAACGAAGCAAAAUCCCAAGAAGUCAGGGAUGCAGUAGAGAAGCUAGUCCUUCUAGAUUGUCAGUAGCACGAGGCAGCCGCAUUCCUCGGCCUAGUGUGAGUCAGGGGUGCAGUCGGGAGGCCAGCCGUGAAAGUAGCAGGGACACGAGCCCUGUCCGCUCUUUUCCACCCCUUGCUUCCAGACAUCACUCCAGAUCCACUGGUGCCCUCUACGCUCCUGAUGCUUAUGGGGCUACAGGUACCAGCUUUGGAAUUAGUCAGUCAAGUAGACUGUCCUCAUCAGUUAGUGCUAUGCGAGUUCUGAACACGGGUUCUGACGUGGAAGAGGCAGUAGCAGAUGCUUUGAAGAAGCCCGUGCGAAGAAGAUACGAGUCUUACGGGAUGUACUCAGAUGAUGAUGCCAACAGUGAUGCAUCAAGUGCCUGUUCAGAAAGGUCCUACAGUUCUAGGAAUGGAAGCAUACCAACAUAUAUGAGACAGACAGAAGAUGUGGCUGAAGUCCUAAAUCGCUGUGCUAGCUCCAACUGGUCAGAGAGAAAAGAAGGCCUUCUGGGCCUGCAAAAUUUGUUAAAGAACCAGAGAACUUUAAGUCGUGUUGAGUUGAAAAGGCUGUGUGAAAUCUUCACAAGAAUGUUUGCUGAUCCUCACAGUAAGAGAGUGUUCAGUAUGUUUUUGGAGACUCUGGUGGACUUCAUCCAGGUCCAUAAAGAAGAUCUGCAGGACUGGCUAUUUGUACUGCUGACCCAGCUACUGAAGAAAAUGGGCGCUGAUUUGCUUGGGUCUGUACAAGCAAAAGUUCAGAAGGCACUUGAUGUCACAAGGGAAUCUUUUCCAAAUGAUCUUCAGUUUAGUAUUUUAAUGAGAUUUACUGUCGACCAGACCCAAACACCUAGUUUGAAGACAGUCAAGCCAGCACUGCAGGACCAGCUUCGCUCUUUUUGGAGCUCCAAGGUAAAAGUUGCAAUUCUUAAAUACAUAGAGACUCUUGCACAACAGAUGGAUCCAGGGGAUUUUGUAAAUUCAAGUGAAACUAGGUUAGCAGUGUCUCGAAUCAUCACCUGGACCACAGAACCUAAAAGCUCAGAUGUUAGGAAGGCUGCACAGUCAGUACUCAUUUCCCUUUUUGAACUUAAUACUCCUGAGUUUACAAUGCUGCUGGGUGCUUUACCAAAAACAUUUCAGGAUGGAGCCACAAAGCUUCUUCAUAAUCAUCUCCGAAAUACAGGCAACAGUGGUCAGGGUUCAAUGGGAAGUCCUUUGACAAGACCUACUCCACGCUCCCCAGCAAGCUGGUCAAGUCCUCUCACCUCCCCAACUAAUACAUCGCAGAACACUUUGUCACCAAGUGCAUUUGAUUAUGAUACAGAAAACAUGAAUUCCGAAGAUAUUUACAGUUCUCUCCGUGGAGUCACUGAAGCUAUUCAGAACUUCAGUUUCCGCAGUCAGGAGGAUAUGAACGAACCUGUGAAACGGGAUUCAAAAAAAGAUGAUGUUGAUUCAAUUAGCAGUGCUUCUGGAAUAGCAGAGCUACGAGCAGGAGGUGGUGUGAGUGAGACAGGCCGAACAGCUCUUGAUAACAAGACGUCGUUACUCAACACAAUGCCUCCUCACUCUUCACCACGCUCACGAGAUUAUAACCCAUACAAUUAUUCUGAUAGUUCGUUUAAUAAAUCUGCUUUGAAGGAAGCCAUGUUUGAUGAUGAUGCAGAGCAAUUUCCUGAUGAGCCUCCCAUGGAUCAUUCUGAUCUAGUUGCAGAGUUACUAAAAGAGUUAUCAAACCAUAACGAGAGAGUGGAGGAAAGAAAGGCUGCCCUGUAUGAGCUCAUGAAGUUAACUCAAGAAGAGUCUUUUGGUGUUUGGGAUGAGCACUUCAAAACAAUUCUGCUUUUGCUGCUUGAAACACUUGGAGACAAAGAGCAUGCAAUCAGAGCUUUGGCAUUGAAAGUUCUAAGAGAAAUCCUAAGGAAUCAGCCAGCAAGGUUUAAGAAUUAUGCAGAGCUCACAAUAAUGAAGACAUUAGAAGCGCAUAAGGAUCCUCAUAAGGAGGUGGUGAGAUCUGCUGAAGAAGCUGCUUCCAUGCUGGCCACUUCCAUUAGCCCAGAUCAGUGCAUCAAAGUCCUUUGUCCAAUUAUCCAGACUGCAGAUUACCCAAUUAAUCUGGCUGCAAUCAAAAUGCAAACAAAAGUCAUAGAGAGAGUAUCUAAAGAAACCCUUACUCAGCUUUUACCAGAGAUUGUGCCAGGUUUAAUACAGGGUUAUGAUAAUUCAGAGAGCAGUGUUCGUAAGGCAUGUGUUUUCUGCCUUGUAGCCAUUCAUGCAGUAAUUGGUGAUGAACUAAAACCACAUCUCAGUCAACUCACUGGCAGUAAAAUGAAGUUAUUGAACCUUUACAUCAAGCGUGCACAAACAGGCUCUGGACCAGGGGAUACGACAGCAGAUAUGUCUGGACAAAGCUAAUGAAGCUGACAAGAAUUAACCAGCUCUCCUGAAGCAAGGGCAAAGCCCUCAUCAAGUGAAAGGAAAAUUCUUACACACAACUUUUGGAACCCUGGUUUCUUUUUCUUUUUUCCUUUUCUUUUCUUUUUUUUUUUUUUUUCCUUAACCAACGGCUGUCUUCAGCCUGCAUGUGACUGUUGCAAUAGAAUUAUUCCAAAUCUAAGGAAAAGCAGUAUUAACAUCAGUUGGUCAAAGCAGAAUAAAUUUUAAAAAUAAUCUAAUUCAUCAGCUAUCCUGUUACGAUCCUCUGUGUCUUCCCAUUAACUUUUGCCAGUGUUAUUGUAUUAAAAAAAGUUUUUUUUUAAUGCUAAUUAUACAGGUAUGCUUUAAGCUUCAGAAGUUAAAAUAUAAAAUUCUGUUGCUUUUUUUCAGCUGCAGAUAACACUGUUUUUAUUGCUAUUUUGUUUGAGUAUUGUGUCCUUCGCUAGAAACAAGAAGUGAUGUGAAACUAGGCCAAACUAGUCUGGACUGCAGUGAGACUCAGUCACUGUUGGUGGUUCAUCAUCUUAUUUACAGCUUGUUUGGGAUAUUCUGGAGAUUGAGAAGUAUGCCUAUAAAAAGCUGGAUCGAUCCAGUUCUGUACAAGUGAUAUUGUUCAUUGGUUGUAUGUUUGUUGCAUAAAUAAGAAUUUUGUGUGCACAGCAGAGGACUGGUGCCACCAGUGCCUCUUGGUGUGGGAGACAGCCCUGCCGACCUGGUGACAGAGUGGCAGUCUGCUUUUAGCAGCAGACUUAAUGGUCACUUGAUGGACGUGAACCAUCCUUGCCACCUUUCCUUCUUCAAGCAGGAUGCUUCAGAAUGGAGUGCUCUGCCCAAGCAUGCUCAGUAUGUAUUUAUCACUAGAAUGUUUCCUCUCAACCUAAUUGCUGGAACCAGUAGUCUUGUAUUGUAACUCACAUGGGAUUUUAUGACAACAGUGCAGAAAACUAUUUAUUCGUUAUCUUCCUAAAAGCACCAAGAUUUUCUGCAUUGAAUUUUAUUGGGGGGGAGGGAAUAGUCACAAAUGCUAUCGAUCUUGCCACCUUCUAAUUUAAAAAAUUAUAUAUUUUGGAUGAGUUGGGAAAGCUGCACCGAAUGUUUGCAUGGUUUUCUUGAAUAGCAUCCUCAAGACCCAUCUGGAUUAAGGUGUGGAAAUGUUUCCAGGGUUUGUUCUUCCAUUUUUGAAAAAGAGUUAGUUUAUUGUGAAUAAUGGUUCUUUGUAUUUAUGAACUUGAUAAUGGAAAGAGAAAACAGGUCAACUAAAUGUGUCCCUAAACGUUCUCAUCUUUUUAUUUUUUCUUUUUCUUUUUUUUUUUUUUUCCUUUUCUUUUUCUGUCUUUGAUAUAAGCAACAAGUUAGUUAACUGAGAACUGGGAUAAGCAGCACCCUUCCCAGAAAUGAUGGAAACUCUUUUUCCCUAGCUUUUCUUUCCCUUUGAUUGUGGUGUUGUCUAGUUGUAGGAAUAUAUCCUGAUAAGAGAGAACAUUGUAGUGCCAAGGAUGAUGAUCAAUGCUAGGCUAAAAUUCUCUCUACCUCUUCAGGGUGACUAAUUUUUGGCUGAGCUGCUGCAUGUAGCACCCGGUGGAAGAACUAUCUACAAAGUCUUUGUUUUUCCCAAAUUAUCACUUACUGCAUAUUGAAAACUGUUCUUCAACACACAGCCAAAUAUUGCAAGAGCCGCUUAUACACUUUGCUUGCUAAGUACCCUGAAAACCAAAACUGAGUGAAAAACUGUCAGAUGCUUGUAGUUACAUGAAAGGUUGUUUUCACUUUAGUUUGAAGUGAAUCAGAGAAAAGCUGAGAUGUUGUUGUUAAAGAAGCAAUGCUGUUACAGAGAUUUAUUUGGAGGAAAAGUUGUAGAAAUAUAUGUAAAGACUUCAAGGCUGUCAUAACCUGUCACUAGCCCUUCUUAACAGCUACGUCAGGAAAAUAGUAUCUCCUCUUUCUUUCCUUUGUUACGUGUAACAUUCUUGUUGUUUUCUACCAUUUAAUUACAUUGUGUAUUUAUAGUUCUCUGCUUACCAUUGUGCAUAUACUGGCAAUAAAAUGUACAUAACAUGACUUGAAAAAAAUUAGCCAUGUAUA
Lagopus leucura (white-tailed ptarmigan) is the source of this 6790-nucleotide messenger RNA. RefSeq names its product cytoplasmic linker associated protein 2 (gene CLASP2). Gene Ontology annotation, biological process: mitotic spindle assembly. Bases 62 to 4687 code for a protein of 1541 amino acids. The transcript has 41 exons. Gene Ontology annotation, molecular function: microtubule binding. Gene Ontology annotation, cellular component: spindle microtubule; mitotic spindle; cytoplasmic microtubule. Lineage: Eukaryota; Metazoa; Chordata; Aves; Galliformes; Phasianidae. The record is from RefSeq and is a predicted model, not a curated record.